This is a messenger RNA of Drosophila hydei, 720 nucleotides long. RefSeq names its product thymosin beta (gene cib). The record is from RefSeq and is a predicted model, not a curated record. Gene Ontology annotation, cellular component: cytosol. The transcript has 4 exons. NCBI's taxonomy places the organism in Eukaryota, Metazoa, Arthropoda, Insecta, Diptera, Drosophilidae. Bases 278 to 667 code for a protein of 129 amino acids. Gene Ontology annotation, biological process: actin filament organization. Gene Ontology annotation, molecular function: actin monomer binding.
AACAAUUGUCGCGCAGUAUUAAGUUGUGUGUCGUUCUGUUUGCUUGCAAGCUUUCGCGAUAUAACAGUAAUAUAGUAGUGUCCAAGUGCUAACACUUAACACAUAAUAUAUAUAUAUAUAUAUAUAAAUACAUUGGUACAUGUAUAUAUAGAUAUAUAUAAUUCCACCCAACCAGUCAACACACCCACCUGCAUUUAUUUUUUGUAAAGUGCGCAAUUCUUUUGCCAUUUAAAACCAAACCCUAAAUUUAAAAAAAAAUCACCAGCUCAAAUUAAAGAUGGCUGCCCCAGCACCAGCACUCAAGGACUUGCCAAAGGUGGCCGAGAAUCUGAAGAGCCAAUUGGAGGGCUUCAACACGGAUAAGCUGAAGAAUGCCAGCACCCAAGAGAAAAUUAUUUUGCCAACUGCCGAGGAUGUGGCCGCCGAGAAAACUCAGAAGUCCAUAUUCGAGGGCAUCACCGCAUUCGAUCAAAACAAUUUGAAGCAUACAGAGACCAAUGAGAAGAAUCCAUUGCCCGAUAAGGAAGCAAUCGAGCAGGAGAAGGAGAAGAAUCAAUUCAUCGCCGGCAUUGAGAAUUUCGAUGCGAAAAAAUUGAAGCACACCGAAACCAACGAGAAGAACGUGCUGCCAACUAAGGAGGUUAUCGAGGCCGAGAAGAAGGCCUAAAUGCAGCACAAAAUAAAAUGUUUUUUUUUGUUUUUUUUUUUUUUUGCAUUCAG